CUAUGCAAGAUGCUGAAGUGAAGAACUGGAAAGGAAACAAAACUUACUUCUGGUUUGGCGAUGUUAGGCAAUGCUGUUCCCAUUGAUCAGAGGGUUUCCUUCCUCUCCUUUAAAUUCUCCUCCCACCAGCAUGCUCUUCUCACCAUUCGCUCUCUGAUAGAAAAGUAACAUAAACACAGAGUUAAAGAGGAUCUGAAAAGCUUUACUUGGGUUGUGGGAAAGAAGAAGAUAGAAAAUGGGUUUUAUGUGGGGUGCUUCACUUCUGGUUCUAGCUUUGGUCUCUUCAAUGGCGGUGGCUGACCCGCUAGUUCCAUCACUUACAAUCUUUGGGGACUCGGUUUCUGAUGUGGGAAACAACAACAAUCUCAUCACCCUCAUCAGGGCAAACUUCCCUCCUUAUGGAAGGGACUUCGCUGAGCAUAGACCAACUGGGAGGUUCUCCAAUGGGAAGCUGGCCAUAGACCUCACUGCUGAAUUUUUGGGUUUCGACACAUAUCCUCCACCCUAUCUAAGCGAAGACGAAGCCAGUUUGGGAAGCGUCCUCACUGGAGCCAAUUUCGCUUCAGGUGCUUCUGGCAUGCUCGAUGCGACAGCUCACCUAUAUGGUGCCGUUUCAUUGACAAGGCAGCUCGAGAACUAUAAGGAAUACAGAGCAGGAGUGGAGAGCAGAAUUGGAUUUGAGAAUGCAACCAACACGUUCUCCAAGGGGAUUCAUCUUUUGAGCACUGGAACCAGUGACUUCAUCCAGAACUACUACGUCAAUCCUAUUCUCAAAACCCUCUACACACCUGAUCAGUGGUCUAACAAGCUCAUGAAAUCUUAUGCUAAAUUCAUUCAGAACCUGUACGGGCUUGGAGCGAGAAAGAUUGGAGUGACAACCCUGCCACCAACAGGAUGCUUGCCUGCAGCCAUCACCCUCUUUGGCCACGGAAGCAACGAUUGCGUCGAGAGGCUGAACUGGGAUGCUAGUUCCUUCAACCAGAAGCUGAACACAACUUCCCAGAGCCUUGUACAAGGCCUCCCGGGGCUUACACUUGUUGUCUUCGACAUCUACAAUCCCCUACUGAACUUGAUAAAAAAUCCUAGUGACAACGGGUUCGCCGAGGCGAGGAAGGCUUGCUGUGGAACAGGUGUCCUGGAGACCUCAUUUCUGUGCAAUGCAAUGUCACCGGGGACAUGUUCGAAUGCUACCGAAUACGUGUUCUGGGAUGGAUUCCACCCUUCUGAAGCUGCUAACAAGAUCCUAGCCCAAUCCCUGCUCUCACAAGGAUUGUCCCUCAUAUCCUGAUUCCACAGUUCCAUCAAUACCACAAAGCUCGAUAAGAUAAAAUAAUCAAUUCAUUGUUCUGUGAUUCAAUAAGUGUACGUCACAAUCUGCAACUAAUAUAUCAAAUUCAUUAAUAUAAUGUUUCCACAAGCCUCAAGUCUUGGUAGUACUUUCUUCCUUAGUGUCCAUUCUCCUCAUUCUCGGCUAGGGUUUCCACUAAGGACGUUGCAUCGUGAUACACUCAGUACGCUAUGACAUAUCCAUACGCCGACCAAAUAUUAGCAAGUAAAGCAGCAACAAUCGAGAUCAUCAGGAAUCAGACCGCAAUUAGAAAGCUAAACCAAAGUUUUAUCGUAUUGAAGAGUGGAAACUGAUCAAUUCAGUACCAAUUUUGAGUUUCUGAAACGGACACUUCCAAUCUCUCGAAACAACAAUCGAACGCGCGAUGCCGUGAAUUUCAAGCGGAGAAAACGCGAGGAUGAAAAGCUCACCAGAGAGGUAAGAAAUUCCUUUCCUAAGGUAGAGACGCAAGUCGAACUUUCCGAUAGCAUUCGACGAGCGCAUCGCCGAUGAGAUAUCGCUGGCCGCUCAAAGCAUCCGGCAUCCGGCAUCCGAGCAACUCUUGAUGGCGGGAAAGAAGAAAUGAAGGAAAGGGGUGACCAUUUCUGUAUUUAUACGCUUGUUUAGACUGUACUGGGCUUGGUGUAGUUGGGCUGUUUAGUAAUAAAAGCCCAUUGCGACUCUGUGGAAUAAAGGGCUUUUGUCAUCUCUAAUCAAACUAGCUUUGUUCCCAGCCUUUGGCCGGGUGAGUUUCGUGUUUUAUCUUAUCAGUCAAGUAAUUUGCAAAUAACUAUUUAAUUUGUUAAGUUAAUUUAUUUCGAGAAAAUAUUUGUAGUCUUUUAAUUUAAAUUUAUGAGAUUGUAUCUAAGUGAUUGUUUAUUUUUCAACUAAGCGAUCGACAUUCAUCAUUGAUAGUUAAGUUAGACAUUCAAUUUCUAAUGGUUGGAUAUUGACAUACGACUAAGUGUAAUAUAGGGAAUUUUGAAGA
This is a messenger RNA of Linum trigynum, 2315 nucleotides long. Lineage: Eukaryota; Viridiplantae; Streptophyta; Magnoliopsida; Malpighiales; Linaceae. The record is from the annotation of a GenBank genome assembly.